Molecule: messenger RNA, 4040 nt
Organism: Odontomachus brunneus
Lineage: Eukaryota; Metazoa; Arthropoda; Insecta; Hymenoptera; Formicidae
Gene: FucTC
Product: alpha-(1,3)-fucosyltransferase C
Exons: 4
Coding region: 2523-3884 (453 amino acids)
Cellular component (GO): membrane
Molecular function (GO): alpha-(1->3)-fucosyltransferase activity
Source: RefSeq, a predicted model, not a curated record
UCGCGUUAGAAAAGUUUUUUUUUAUUAACGUCUGACGAAUUUCUUCAGCUUGCACUCUUGAUACAAGCAACACAGUUAUCAUAUCCUUUUAUAUAUUUUAGCGAUAGUAAUAAAUAAGAUUGCAUUUGUCUCAGUGCUCAUUACUUUCGACUUUUCAACGAGUCAUCUUUCUCACCGAUCGCCUUAAUGACAGCCCAAAGUAUUCCGUCCUUAGCAAUCAUUUAACUUUGAAGUGCUUCGCGCUCAAAGAGUCCUUAAUUAACCAGUGGAAAGGGCUAAAAGGGCUACCUCACUCCGGGAUAGCUUGUACAAAUCUCUUGCAGUUUGCAAAAAUGAAAAGGAAAAAAACAUCGAAAUGUUCUUAGUUCUUAAUUUUUCUCCAUCAUUACUUCUCUCUCCCCUCUUUUCUUCUAUCAAUGUAUUCCAUUAAUUGUUCUUUUUGCAAUUGCCCUGCUUUCGUAAGAUUUGAGACAUAUUCUUCGUAACGAGUAGAUUUCGCGUUCAAGGACUCCGAGGGGUAAACGUGCCUCGCCCAGUACCUCGCACGGAUCGAUUGCACAUCGAAAAAGAAAACAUGCGCACAAUCGCACAUAAUUCUUCGCACAAUGCGGCAACAUUACACGAUGAUGCAUUCGAUUUACGGCCACCGCAACUCUCAUACAUAAACUCGUCAUGAUAUAGGCGCCAUUUGCAAAUGUAAUAACAGCAGGAUCUUCUCGAUGUCGAAACAUGAGAAUUAUCGCUGCUGUUUAUCAGCGUGUGCGUACGCACACGGAUGCACAGAGAGAGAGAGAGAGAGAGAGAGAGAAAGAGAGAGAGCGCGGACAUCAUAAAACACGCGAACACGACACGACGAUAACAGCCUGAAAGCGCAUUUUAAUUACAGCCAGACCACGCGGUGCAUAUAUGUAUAUCUCUUUCCGCGCAAUUUUCAUCGGAGCGUCGGAUUCCGCGAAGCGUUUUGCUUUUCCGUCACUGAGAGGCUAGUCUGGGUUGGGUAGAUAAGUUAGAGAGUCUACGCUCUGCUUAACCAGUCGGGUUGGAGCUCCUGAAGCGGCAAGGCGUGUGGCGCAGUGGCGACCCGUCGCGACUAUGCGUCUCGCGAAACUUGAAAUGUCAUUCGGCGUGCGCGUGUGGUGCAAUCGAUGGAAACACUUGAUCCUGUGACGACGCGCGACCUGAUGCGCAGAAGAAGCGCAUUCUGCAUCGUGCUGUGGCCACGUCCGGAUCGUGUUGUGGACGCGUGCACGGCGAAUAAAAUAAUAGUCCUGGCUUCAAUCUCGCGCUGCGAGAUAAUCGACGAGGUUCGACCGUCGACUCGAUUGUCGUGAGAGAUAGAUGGGGAGGGAGAAAGAGAGAGAGAGAGAGAGAGGGAGAUAGAGACAGGAAGAGAGAAAGAAAGAGGGGGAGAAUCGAAAGAUCAUACGUGCCAGAUCCGCGCGAAGACGAAGGAGGACUCCGCCCGGUUUCCCACGCGCCACACCGGCGUUAAUUAAUUAGAAGAGAGCGUGCAAUUAGUGUGUCCUCGCGUGGAAGACACACAAAGCGGCCGAAGAGUCCCGAGCGGAAAAUCCGAAAACUCACCUCUCCAAGUACUCAGCAGUGUGAUAUAUUUCAAUAAAAAACGUUUCGAAUGAAAAACGAAGUGAAUUUCAGUUCAACAAAGUGCCUUCAUAAGUGUCAAAUACAACGCACGAUAGUUACGACGUAAUUUUCCUUUACACUUUUAAGAAGAACAUAAGAACGGCGUCGAAUGACCAUACGCUAAUUACCUCGCGAAUUACCUCGCCCGCUAUUCACGCUUUUUAUGGAGCCAAACAGACCAGGGAGAAAUCGACGGAAUCGCUGUUCCCGGAGAAAGGAAUAAUCAGUUGCAACGCUGUUUGCAACGGAAUGUCGUAAUUGGUACGUGAGAUCGAAUAUUAAGUAUGACGAGAGUGUCUCGCGCGGGCGAUAUUUCAUUCCGUGUCUUUUUGAACCGGCAGUAAAUCCAAGUUGCUGAAGGGAGGAAGUUUUCCUUACGCGCGCCUCUCGUUUUCCUCUGCACGAAGACAUCCCGGCGAGGGUAGCGGGGUACGUUUCUCUGUGCGCGAGCCGCGAUAUCUGUCGAAACUGCAUUUGUGUGCACAUUCUAUACAGAGCGCAAUUCUCUCCUCCGUGAUCCAAACGGGCUUUUCUCUCCGUGAGUAGCCUCAUUAUACGAGCAGCGCUCGGAGAGACAUUCGCGAAAAGUGUAUUUGUUAUGCCGAUAACCGAUAGUCGAAAUCUACCGAACGCCAUUCGUGCAAACGAGAUCCGAUAAAUUACGUUGAGAUUUCUCUCCCUCUUUCUCUCCUUUUUUUCUCUCUUUUCCUUCCUCUAUAUAGCGGGUUAUACACCUCCGUCGUAAUGAAUGGGAGGACUGGUCGAGUGCUCGUAGCAACGAAUCCGAUCACGUAAUCGCAUAUACACCGUGUCGGACGACGCGCGACGAUGAUGCGUCAGAUCGUUGCCCCUGACCUACUCAUUUACAAUGAUUUACAAUGAUAUCGGCAAUUAAGUGCUGCAAGAAAUGCGGACAGAGCGUCCACGAGGAGGAGCAGCGGCGAGACGACACAAUGCGCAAAAAAUUGUACUUCGUCGGCCUGAUCGCGCUAUCGAUCGCGACGUUGUGCGUCUACCUCUCGGUCUUCUACGACGGAGCGAGGAUUCAGAACACGUACCACAAGACGUACAUGAUCCACGAAGCGGAUGAUGAUCCCGCGCUCGACGCCGCCAACCUAACCGACAACCGCACCGACGACGAGAAAGUCGACCGGGCGAAGGAGUUGAGGAGGACGGGCGUGAAGAGCAUUCUCCUGUGGAACACGCUGUUCGGCGAUCGGAACUUCUACUUCGGCGAGGGCGAUAUCUUCCACGAGUGCCCCAUCGACAGGUGCAAGAUCUUCAACGAUCGCGGCCACCUGAACGUGGAGGACUACGACGCGAUUCUCUUCCACGGCAAUGAGCUGACCGAGUAUGGGGUGCCGCUGAGGCGCAGGACGAGACAGUUCUACGUGUACGUUAACCUGGAGAGCCCAGCCAACAGGGCGAUACCUUAUGAGUACUACGAGGACUACUUCAAUCUCACGAUGACGUAUCGGCUCGACAGUGACAUACUGUGGCCUUACGGGAUCAUAGCGGACGCGAAAACCGGCAACUUCGUCGCGCCCGCCCAGGACCCCGACUGGAGCGCCUAUAAAAACGGUGUGGAGGAAGCGGUAGAGGAGGUGCCGUCUGCGAUAUUGGACGUCGUCAGGGGUAAGAGCAAGCUGGUAACUUGGUUUGUAAGCAAUUGCCAGGCCAAAAGUGGCCGGCUGGAAUACGUGGAGGAGCUGUCGAAGCACAUAGGCGUCGACAUCUACGGCAAAUGCGGCGCGUACAGCUGCCACAAGACCUGGGACUGCUUUCGCGACGUCGUCGAGCCCAACUACUUUUUCUACUUAUCCUUCGAGAAUUCCUUCUGCGACGAUUACGUGACCGAGAAGCUGAUGAACCCGCUCAGGUAUAAUGUCGUACCGGUGGUUUACGGGGGCGCCAACUACAGUCAGUUUGCACCGCCGAAUUCCUACGUGAAUGCCUUGGACUUUGAGAGUCCGAAGGAGCUCGCCGCGUACUUGAAAUAUCUCUCCAAGGAUCUGCGACGGUAUCAAAGCUUCCUACAAUGGAAGAAAUAUUAUCGAGUCGGAUCCAGCACGAAACGGGCGGUUUGUGCUCUCUGCGAGGCGCUACAUAAACGGAAAAGCCCGAAAAGAUACCAUGCCCUGUCGCGCUGGUACGCGAAGGACAAAUGUCCGAUUCAAACGCUGCUGAGUGAUGCCAACGACGUUUACGCGACGAAAUUAACGCUGACGAGUCGCGCAUAAAGACCGAAUUGGGCACGAGUUGCAGGAGCUUAAAUAGCGCGUCCGAAUGAUACGCUACGCAGCACCGUGGAACCGAUUAUACACAGAUGUCGGUAGUCAUAAGUAGUCAUAAUUCCGUGAUAAAAAGUAUACCGAAUAUAUGUGUGAGGAGUGAAA